GUGGAUUUGUUUUGAGGGGCGUUUCAGUCAAAUAACGUCUACAAUGACUCUAAUAGGGGUUUUGUGCAGGGCUAUGGUGAGCUUCAGGUUUACACUGUAACUGCAUACUUACCAACUUCUCAAAAUUCUCAUGGGGGAGAAAAGUGCAUGAACGACCUUUUCAAUCGGACGAGGCUGUGAUGCACAGUUGAAACGAUAAAAACAGUGGAUCCCAAUUAAUUACAAAGGCUAGCAUGGCCAAACCAUCCUGCCUGGUGAAGCCGGUGUCCUUGACUAAGAUACCCGGUCGUUACCUGGCUCAUCAGGAGUCUCUGCCGAAGUUGCCAGUGCCUGCCCUGAAACAGACAUGUGACCGCUACCUGGCCACUCUGGAGCCCAUAGUGGAGACUGAGGACCUGAACCACACACGCAGGCUCAUGGAGGAGUUCCAGCAGCCUGGCGGAGUGGGAGACACACUACAGAAAAGCCUGGAGAGGAGGGCAAGCAAGCUGGAAAACUGGCUCUCUGACUGGUGGUUGCAGACAGCGUACCUGGAUUACCGGAUGCCUGUGGUUGUGCACUCGAGUCCUGGAGUCGUCCUUCCUCGCUUACAAUUCACUGACAGUCAGGGUCAAGUAAGUUACGCAGCUAAAUUGAUUGCAGGAGUUUUGGAUUUCAAGACCAUGAUUGACAAUGAAACGUUACCGGUGGAGUAUCUUGGUGGGAAGCCGCUGUGUAUGAAUCAGUAUUAUCAGAUUCUGUCCUCGUGUCGCAUACCCGGGAUCAAAAGAGACUCGGUGGUGAAUCACGCUUUGAGUAAGAGACCUCCUACUCACAUCACCGUGGUGCACAACUUCCAGUUCUUUGUGCUCGAGGUGUACAACAGUGAUGGCACGCCGCUCACAGUGGAUCAGCUCUAUAUUCAGCUGGAGAAAAUCUGGAACGCUUCCCUGAAGACCAACAGCGAGCCGAUCGGCAUCCUCACCUCCAAUCACCGCGACAGCUGGGGCAAAGCCUACGCCAACCUCAUUAAAGACAAAACGAAUAAGGAGUCAGUGCAGGCGAUUCAGAAGAGCAUCUUUACCGUGUGUCUGGACGCCCCAGUGCCCCGAGUCUCAGACGAGAUGUACCACACUCGAGCAGCUGUGCAGAUGCUGCAUGGAGGAGGCUGUCGGUGGAACAGUGGAAACCGCUGGUUCGAUAAAACACUUCAGUUUAUCAUUGGUGAAGAUGGAACAUGCGGUUUGAUCUAUGAACACGCCCCUGCAGAAGGUCCUCCGAUCGUGGCACUGAUUGAUCAUGUGGUGGAGUACACAAAGAAGUCCGAGAUUAUUCGUACCCCCAUGGUUGCUCUGCCCAUGCCUCAGAAACUGCACUUCAACAUCACACCAGAGAUUAAAAGCGACAUCGAGGAGGCUAAGCAGAACAUGAAUAUGACGGUUCACGACUUGGACGUGCGAGUCAUUGUGUUCUCCCACUUUGGUAAAAAUGUUCCAAAGUCUUAUCAGAUGAGUCCUGACGCAUUUAUUCAGGUGGCGCUACAGCUGGCUUAUUACAGGUUGUAUAACCGUUGCUGUGCCACGUACGAGAGUGCCUCUCUGCGAAUGUUCAAACUGGGCCGAACAGACACCAUUCGCUCAGCAUCCAUCGACGCUGCCAACUUUGUCCGAGCCAUGAACGACCCUGCCAAGCAGAACCCACAGAAGCUGACUCUGCUUGAGAAAGCAGUGAAGGCACACAGAGCGUACACAGACAUGGCGAUUUGUGGGCAAGCCAUCGACAGACAUUUGCUUGGCCUGAAGCUGCAGGCUACUGAAGAUUUAUCAGCCCUGCCAGAAAUCUUCACUGACAAGUCUUAUGCGGUAGCCAACCAUUACCACCUUUCCACCAGCCAGGUCCCAGCUAAGACCGACUGCGUCAUGUGUUUCGGCCCAGUGGUGCCUGAUGGUUACGGCGUCUGCUACAACCCCAUGGAGAAGCACAUUAAUUUUGCAGUCUCUGCUUUCAACAGCUGCGCUGACACCAACGCCACACGACUGGCCCACGCUCUGGAGGAAGCUCUGCUGGACAUGAAGAGCCUGGUGGAGCAGACAGUCAAAUCCAAGCUGUGAGGAACAGCGACGCUCAAAACCGACUCUGUGAUCACUACACUGGCGUACUUGAUAAAAUUCGAACCUUUAAUGGAGUGUGUGUCAGUCACUUUGCACAGAGUCAUUCUUUGGAACGAUGAGGCUUUUUGUAUUGUUUUACAGAUUUGGCGAUUGUAGUAAGGGAUUGACUGAAAUGCCACUUGACUGGUUGUGUUCAGCAGUCGGCACAAAAUUCCCUACAAAAUCAAUUCUUGUUAAGAGAUUUGCGGCAUUUCUACCUUUUUAAUCUGUCUGUUUAAAAAGGGUAUGUUUUUAAUUUUGUUUAUUGAUCUUAAAUCAUGAAAAGUGAGAGGUCAGUGAAGUGGGUUUUUUUGUGUGAGAGAUCAGGUGCUACUAUACUGCACACGUGUGUGUGUGUGAGAGAGAGAGAGAGAUAUUGGGAUAUAAAAUUAAACUUUGAAUCAAACAAUGACUAUGUACUUUAAAUACUGAGGCAGAAUUACUCGUUUUUCAUUAUGUGCACAAUGGAUUUGUACAGGACUAUAGGGUAAAUUAACGUAACUCUUAUUAUAGCGAGUACCAUGUACUGCAUUUUCAGAUUGUAACCACUACAGAUUGCAUGCUCACCAUGUGCCGUGUGAUUAAUGUGCCUUGGAUCUACUACAAAUGGCAAAAUAAUUUCUAACUCUAAAAGAAAAGUUCAUAUCUAAUGUUCGUUCAUAUGUUCAAUAAUACAACCCCAAUUCCAGAAACAUUGGGAUGCUGUGUAAAAUGUAAAUAAAAACAGAAUUUGCACAUCUUGGAAA
Messenger RNA from Neoarius graeffei (lesser salmon catfish), 2875 nucleotides. It is a transcript of the gene crata, whose product is annotated as carnitine O-acetyltransferase a. Gene Ontology annotation, molecular function: carnitine O-acetyltransferase activity. Gene Ontology annotation, biological process: carnitine metabolic process, CoA-linked. NCBI's taxonomy places the organism in Eukaryota, Metazoa, Chordata, Actinopteri, Siluriformes, Ariidae. The record is from RefSeq and is a predicted model, not a curated record. Gene Ontology annotation, cellular component: peroxisome. The coding region runs from base 234 to 2090 and encodes 618 amino acids. The transcript has 15 exons.